AUGGAGUUAAAGAUUUUUAGCUCCUUCCUCCCAAGGGGAAAUAUAAGCCACUGUGAAGAUGCGCCACAAAGUGAACAUGUACCAAAAGAGGAAAGCGCGCAGUCCCCCUUCGAUGACACCAAUGGAGGGAAGAACAACGACUCCAUUCUUGAUGUGAUAAAAAAAAUUCCCAUAAAUCCAUUCAUCGAUAGCAAUGAAAAUUUGAAUAAAUACAAAUACGGAGUGGAGAAAAAAGAAAUUCAAAGGUACACAGGUGUUCAAGUAUACGAAGAGGAAGAUAAAGAUCACAAAAAGAACCAACCAAUAGAUUACCCAUUUCCUGUUAGCAAAAGUGUUAUUUUCGAAAAGAACAAAGUGAACAAAUCGGAGGAUCGCAUAAACAUAAAUUAUAGUAACAUAGCCGGUGACUUAUAUCCAGAGGAAGGAUUUAAGACACCAAACAGAAAAAAGCAUUUUUCUUCAGACUGGGAAAUGCUACUAGCACAUAAUCAUGGGCUGUACAAUUUUAAAAACACAGACAAUAACACCAUUGUUAACAAAGACAUGUAUGCUUUAAAUACUGAAAAUGACAUACGAAAUAAAUUAAAUUUGUACGCGGACAGAAUAAAUGUUGAUAACCCUAAUGAUGCUUGUAAAUAUUUGGCCAUAGAGGAGUAUAAAUGCUUGCUAACUCAUUCCUUCCACAUGAACCCCGAUGUCAGCAACCAAAAGUGCGUUAAGUGGUUUAAUGAAUAUAUGCAAUGUAAGUGGGACGAGCACAAGCUAAAUCAUGGCUACAAUUACAUUGAAAAUAGGAGAAAUAAAAAAUCCAAGGCAUAUAUUGCGGCCCCCGAUUAUCAGUACUCAUAA
Plasmodium coatneyi is the source of this 849-nucleotide messenger RNA. RefSeq lists its product as uncharacterized. The coding region runs from base 1 to 849 and encodes 282 amino acids. The record is from RefSeq and is a predicted model, not a curated record. The transcript has a single exon. NCBI's taxonomy places the organism in Eukaryota, Apicomplexa, Aconoidasida, Haemosporida, Plasmodiidae.